This is a messenger RNA of Erinaceus europaeus (western European hedgehog), 1387 nucleotides long. It is a transcript of the gene MRGPRG, whose product is annotated as MAS related GPR family member G. Gene Ontology annotation, cellular component: membrane. The transcript is spliced from 2 exons. NCBI's taxonomy places the organism in Eukaryota, Metazoa, Chordata, Mammalia, Eulipotyphla, Erinaceidae. Gene Ontology annotation, molecular function: G protein-coupled receptor activity. The record is from RefSeq and is a predicted model, not a curated record. Gene Ontology annotation, biological process: G protein-coupled receptor signaling pathway. Bases 157 to 1014 code for a protein of 285 amino acids.
GGACCUCGGGGGACACCAGGGGAUUUAGGGUCAGAUAGCCUGUGUGAACACAGCUGCCCCGACAGACAGCUGGACAGAAGGACAGAGGUGCAUCAGCAGGUGACAAGGCUCCACCCCCUCCCACCACCUGCCCCAGGGCCACGCCCACCGCACAGGAUGCUGGGCAUGUGGAGGACCUUUGUCAACGUCGUGUUCUACCUGGGCCUGCUGGUGGCGCUCGCAGGGCUGGUGGCCAACGCGCUGGUGCUGUGGCAGCUGGGCCUGCACGUGCGCCGGGGCCCACUGUCCCUCUACCUGCUGCACCUGGCGGCCGCCGACCUCCUGUUCCUGGGCUGCCACCUGGGCUUCUCGGCGGCUCAGUGGGCACUGGGCGCGGCGCACGACCUGCACGUCCCGGUCACCAUGAUGUUCCUGUCAGCUGCGCUGUGGCUGCUGGCCGUGCUGGGCCUGGAGCGCUGUCUGGGGCUCCUGCUGCCCGGCUGCUGGGCCCGGCGCCCGGCCGUCACCACGGCCAUGCUGGGCGGCCUGGCCUGGGUGCUGGGGCCCCUGGCGGCGUUGCUGCCCGCGAAGGCCUGCGGCCUGCUGGGCCCCGGCCGGGGGCUACUGGGCUGCCUGCGCUCGCACGUGGCGGCCCUGGUCUGGCUGCUGGCGCUCGGCGCCGUGGCCUGCGGGGCCGGCCUGCUGCUCUGCCUCUGGGUCUGCUGCUGCUCCCGGCGAGGCCGGCCACCCCUGUACGGCAUGGUGCUGGGCUCGGCGCUGCUGUUGCCCUUCUGCGGCCUGCCCUACGUGCUGCAUUGGAGCCUGCGGCCGCUGCUGCAUCUGCUGCUGUCCCCCUUCCAGCCUUUCGCCACGUUGCUGGCCUGCGUCCAUGCCAGCGCCAGGCCCCUCCUCUACUUCGCCGCUGGCCACCAGCCCUGCCGGAGGGAGCCCUUGCGCAUAGUCCUCCAGAGGGCCCUGGGGGAGGCCGCCCCGGGGAGUGCUGGGGGGGUGGCCCUGCCCAUGGGCGUCAUGUAGGUCCCUCUGGCCAUCCCUCUCCAGGCCCUCAGCACCCAGGCCCCCCACCCGUGAGCCCUGGGGGCCCACGGGCCGGGGACAGAGCCAGGGGGUUCCGAGUCCCGGUGUGGACCAGGAGGCCAGGAGGGGGCUCUGGGAGGGACGGGCACCCACCUGCCCCCCCAUAGCCACCAGCUCGCAGCGCCCCCACCCUGUCACACGACGCUUGAGGGCUUGGUGGCCGGUGUCUGAAGGGCAGAUACUGAGGUCGCCAGGCCUCCAGAAAUGGUCACAGAGACCCCCCGACACCCACCGUCCCAAACUGGCCACGCAGCCCACAGCUCCCCUGCAGUCCCCGCGCAGGCCACCAGAUGGUGCCCGGAGGCUUCACAGA